UUGUCUGUUUUGUUUCUCCCUCUAGACAGUUACUGUAGCUUUCACAUAAUUCCAGUUAUAAGAAGACAAUCUUCUCUUUUACAUAUUUUAUACAGCAACUCUCUUCUCUCCAUUAUCCUAAGAUUCCUUCUUCUUCAAUUAUUCAGAGAAAGAAAAAGAGAUGAGGCAUUUUGCUUUGGCUUGUUUGCUAGUAAUUUUGAUCUACCAGCAGGGAAAUUUUCAUAUCCAUGUUAAAGCAGGAGACAGUUUUAUUAGAACUAGAGGAACCCAUUUCUUCUUGAAUGGUAAUCCUUACUAUGCAAAUGGGUUCAAUGCCUACUGGUUGAUGUAUAUAGCUUCUGAUCCAUCUCAAAGGUAUAAAGUUUCUUCUGCUUUUCACGAAGCAGCUAGCCAUGGCCUCUCUGUGGCUAGAACUUGGGCUUUCAGUGAUGGAGGCUAUAGGCCUCUUCAGUACUCGCCUGGCUCCUAUAAUGAACAAAUGUUUAAGGGACUGGAUUUUGUUAUAGCUGAAGCUAGAAAAUAUGGAAUCAAACUCAUAUUAAGCUUGGCUAAUAACUAUGAGAGCUUUGGAGGGAAGAAGCAGUAUGUAAAUUGGGCUAAAAAUGAAGGGCUAUACCUUUCUUCUGAUGAUGAUUUCUUUAGACAUCCUGUUGUUAAGAAUUACUUCAAGAACCACAUAAAGACUGUUCUUAACAGAUAUAACAGCUUUACUGGAAUUCAUUACAAAGAUGAUCCAACAAUCAUGGCUUGGGAGCUGAUGAAUGAGCCUAGAUGUACAUCUGAUCCUUCUGGAAGGACUAUUCAGGCUUGGAUAAUGGAAAUGGCUCAGUUUGUAAAAUCAAUAGACAGAAAUCAUUUGCUUGAAGCUGGCUUAGAGGGAUUUUAUGGACAUUCAACACCACAAAGGAAGACUCUCAACCCUGGUCUUGAAAUUGGAACAGACUUCAUUGCUAAUAACCGCAUUCCAGCCAUUGAUUUUGCCACACUUCACUCUUAUCCUGAUCAAUGGUUAUCCAGCUCUAACAAUCAAUACCAACUUAGUUUCUUGAACAACUGGCUGAAUGCCCAUAUCCAAGAUUCACAGUACAUUUUAAGAAAACCAAUCCUCAUUACAGAAUUUGGCAAAUCUUGGAAAGAUCCUGGUUUCAGUACAUACGAAAGAGAUGAAAUGUUUAGCACUGUAUAUUACAAAAUAUAUUCAUCUGCUAAAAGAGGAGGGGCAGCAGCUGGCGGCCUUUUUUGGCAACUUCUGACAGAGGGAAUGGAUAACUUUCGAGAUGGUUAUGAGAUAAUUUUGGGUGAAAAUUCAUCGACUGCAAAUGUUAUUGCUCAACAGUCGCAUAAGCUGUAUCAAAUCCGUAAGAUUUUCGAGAGAAUGAGGAAUGUGCAGAGGUGGAAGAGGGCGAGAGCAGCUAGGAGGCGUCAGUGGCAGCACGGAAACAGGGGAAGGCGUAUUGGAAAUUGAAAUUUUGAGUGUAGGAGUGAAUGGUGUGUUUAUGGUAAGAGUAAUUUGGUUUAGUUAUUUGAGGUUUUGAGAUAUUGUGUCUCUCUUAGAGAUGAUUGUUGUUCAUCCAGGAGGGUUGGUUUAAUUAGGUUAUUAGAGUGUGUUGGAUGGAGUAAAUACCCGCUUAAAAGUGAUUUAUUCCUUAGUGAGUCGACCUGGCGUAAGCAUAGUUCAAUGGAUUAGAAAUAUCUGAUUGGGUAAUAUUAAAGAAAGAAUGUUAUGAGUCUCUUAAGUGGUUUUAGAUUUAUAGGUUAAGUGAAAUGCAGUUGGAAAAUUGAGAUGGGGUAUGGGAUUUUCAAAUAUGUUUGUAUUCUUUGUAAUUUGAGGAAAUUCAACUACCUAAGAGGGAAGCCUUUUGGAAGAAAAAUAUUAAUUUUAAAUAUGAA
Messenger RNA from Jatropha curcas, 1890 nucleotides. It is a transcript of the gene MAN7, whose product is annotated as Glycosyl hydrolase superfamily protein. Gene Ontology annotation, biological process: polysaccharide catabolic process. NCBI's taxonomy places the organism in Eukaryota, Viridiplantae, Streptophyta, Magnoliopsida, Malpighiales, Euphorbiaceae. The record is from RefSeq and is a predicted model, not a curated record. Gene Ontology annotation, molecular function: mannan endo-1,4-beta-mannosidase activity.